Messenger RNA from Striga asiatica, 504 nucleotides. NCBI's taxonomy places the organism in Eukaryota, Viridiplantae, Streptophyta, Magnoliopsida, Lamiales, Orobanchaceae. The record is from the annotation of a GenBank genome assembly.
AUGAGGAACCCUCCCACUGUGACGAGGCACUGUCAGCACUGGUACACUCUCAGUAUUGGGUGGUCCCAAAUCCAAUGCAAUCUCCAUAUUCUUGGCCAUGCCCUGAAGGCCGAUGUCCAAAUACGCAAGCAAAUCCUGACAAGUGAAGCCUUGGACGGGGUCAGCACUAAACGACCACUCGAUGGUGCAGCUCAGCCACCUGUCCUUUGGGUCCAUCUCCACCAGCCUCUCGUGACACCACCGUACUCCGCCGCCGUCCGUGGAGGCGCAGUAGCGGAUCCCUCGACCGGCCGACACGUGUCGAUGGUAGGCAGCCACUUGUGGAGGGAGAAGAAAUCCUCUAGGAGUGGCCACACCUCAUCUGCCGUAGGACCGCGCAAUUUCGCCCUUGCUGUGCCCUUCCAUUUCACCUCCUCACUGUUGGAACCCAUUUUAUUUUGGAACCACCUGGGGUUUUUUAGUCUGCACAGAAAAUUAAUGCUUUGGUGGAUGGAUGAGACAUAA